Messenger RNA from Panthera uncia (snow leopard), 3161 nucleotides. Its product is annotated as ankyrin-1-like. Lineage: Eukaryota; Metazoa; Chordata; Mammalia; Carnivora; Felidae. The record is from RefSeq and is a predicted model, not a curated record. The transcript is spliced from 5 exons. Bases 154 to 621 code for a protein of 155 amino acids.
GUGAGGGGCUGUCCAGUCUCCUGCAGAGAGAGAAUGGAAGGGGCCCCAGGGGCACUCAGGAGUCCCAGAGGAGAAUGAGAGACUGGACCCCCACAGUGGCCGGACCCCUAGUCCUGCUAGUCCCUGGAGGGCCCAGCUGCUGAGGAGGUGAGGAUGUGGACUUUCAUCACCCAGCUCCUGGUCACCCUAGUGCUCCUGGGCUUCUUUCUGGUCAGCUGUCAGAACGUGAUGCACAUUGUCAAGGGCUCCCUAUGCUUUGUGCUGAAGCACAUCCACCAGGAGCUGGACAAGGAGCUGGGGGAGAGCGAGGGCGUGAGUGACGACGAGGAGACCAUCUCCACGAGGGUGGUCCGGCGUCGGGUUUUCCUGAAGGGGAAUGAGUUUCAGAGUAUUCCAGGGGAGCAGGUGACAGAGGAACAGUUCACAGAUGAGCAGGGCAACAUUGUCACCAAGAAGAUCAUUCGCAAAGUUGUUCGGCAGAUAGACUCAUCUGGUGCUGAUGACACCCAGGAGCAUGAGGAGGUGGAGCUGAGAGGGAGUAGCCUGCAGCCGGACCUGAUAGAGAGCAGGAAGGGGGCUCAGAUAGUGAAGCGGGCCAGCCUGAAAAGGGGCAAGCAGUGAUUUCUAGCCCCUCCCCUCAAAUGGCCUCUUUGGAGGAUCACACCUCGACACCCAACCCUUGAACUUCACACACACUCUGCCAUGCACACAGGAGGAGAGCUGGAGCAGAGGGCUGCAGGAGUGGCGCACUGUUCCUCUAGGCUAACGGCAUGAUCUCUGUAAGGGACUUCCUUUAGUCUCCUAUUCGCAUGAACGGCCGACUGUAGACGCAUGACCUACAGUCCUCAAUCCUGCCUCUAGCAACGAUGGAUCUCUGUUGGGAAUCAGGACAAAUGCCUCAAGAAGGGGGGGGAGAGAGAGAGAGUGAUAGAAAAUGAGCUCGAGAGAGCACAUGAACACAAAAGUGAACAAGGGCUCUUUUGUGGCUGGGGAUGAUAUAUUUUUUUAAAUCAUUUUAAUUUUGACUUGUUACAGGGUACUUUUUUUUUCAACCUUAUCUGUAGGAAAUCCAUGUGGGCUUCCUGGAAAGAAAAAAAAAGGCACAAAAUCAGUUUGGCACCUUAAUCCCAUGUCCCCACCUGCCAGCCUUCCCCACCGCCACACACCUCCAUUCCAUUUGUGAUGUCCCCUCCGCCUCCCCAGGGGGCCGCUCCUCCCAGAAAGCUCUACAUGACAUUCAGGACACACACAUAGGCACACGCACACACACACACAAGCACCUCUUCCCUCUCCUCAGUGUACACACAGAUUUUACUGUGACGUCCGAAGCUGUAUAGACUCUCCUGUGGAUAAACUGGAAUUUUUUUUAUGUUGUCUCUCUCUCUCUCUCUCUCUCUCUCUCUCUGCCAGUCUCAGUAUUAAUCAUCUUCCAAUGGAAAAUCAUUACUUUUAGAGUGCAUUCAGGGUUCCUUGUGUUAGGGACUUAAGAAUCAGAGGCGAGGACCCCCAGGCUUAGCUGUAGGGCUCAAAGGGAGCCAGUGCCCCAUCUGCAAGGGUCUUCUCUCUCAGCUGGGGGCGGGCCGGUGGCUGUCCCAGGAUUGCACCAGCAUGUCCAAUAGAGAGGAGGUUUUCUAUAUCUUCAAGCACUUAUAUCAUAGUCUGUGUUCAAAGUGUAAACUGUACAGUAAUCAGCCUUGUGUAUAUGAAAAACAAUAAAUACUAUGCAAACCAAUAGAAACACUUUAGCAGUAUGUACAAAGCACUAACAGCUCAGCUCCUGAGGACUUCUCCAGGCUGCAGGAGAAGGAGCUACAGCCUGUCUUUCAGUGAAAGAGGAAGGGAGUAGGGCUAGUUGAAUGUAUCUGCCAGUUCUUAGAAGUCAGCCACCACCCCCAAGGUCUCCCAGAGCCAACUUGGUGCUCUAAGUCCAGGCAGCCCACAGGAUGGGGGGCCUAGGCCGGACAGCCUCAGUGCCCCCACUCUGACCAAGCCCCUCUGCCCCACUCGGAGAGGUGGGCGAGGGGCCCACUCCUGACCACGGGCCCAGGGGGAGGAGAGCCGGAGGAGGAGAGAGCAGCUGGCCACCUGGAGGCCCCGGGGCUAGGACGGAGCUCCUCCUAGGCCAGGCCCUCGGUCAGAGCAGGAAGGAAGCAGACAGCUGGCUGUUCCUCGCCUCGGUGCCACCAGGGAAGAGCCUUAAAGAUACACUAGAGCCUCUGGCAGAGCGAGGCCCGAAUCAGCACAAUCCGCCCCGCCCUGCGCGGCGGGCGCCCUCUAGGGCCCGGAGAGAGACUGGCAGGCUCUUCUCGCUCACAAGAGCCUUUGUUUGUGGACGUCCUGUCACCUUCCUCCCUGCCUCUCCUCUGAGGUGUCCUCAGACACAUCAAACCUUCCAAGUAGCACAGAAGCUCCCUCACGACCGAGCCCCCACGGCCCUGGUGCCUGUCACCAGCGCACAGGUCUCCCGGCGGAGGCCGCAGGCCCCACGCGCCCGGGGCCGGCCGAGGCGCUCCGCUUGGACCGGGCGGCUUGCGUUUUGCUUUCGGAGGGGCGGCCCGGGCGCAGGGGGCGCCAAGCGUGCGCCGAGGGCUGUGUCCCGGGAGGCGCGGCCCCGGCGCCCCACGCCUUCGACCCCGCGGCGGGGCGCAGGAGCGCGGCGCUUCUUCGCGUCGGCCGGGCGCCCGCCCGCCCGGGGAAGACAGGCGCAGGGCUCGCCUCCAGUCCUCGAUCCCGCGCCGUCCCCCGCAGGCCGUCGUCCCCGUCCCCCGCCCCCCGUGGCCCCUCGUAGAGCCCAGCGUGGGCCCCGCAGCUCCAGGCUAUGCUUUGGCACCUUCCGCUGCGUCUGGCAUGGCUGCUUGGCCCGCCGGCCCCAGGCCCUCGGCGGCAUGGCUGCGCGCUCCAGUUGCUAGUAGGAGCUGUUAGGGGAGGAGUUUGGGGUCUCCACACGAUGCCUAGAGAAUGCUGCAGUCUGCACAUUAGACGCUUUUUAGAAGUUUUGGAAUUACCUUGAUUUUUUUAAUUGUUAUGAAAAUGACUCUUUUCUUGACUCCCUCCCAAAUGCUCUGUUAUGGGGAGAGAACCCCCCCCCCACUCUGAUGUAUAGACCAUUCUCCCUACACCAGCUGAACAAAUGUCAAAAUUAAUAAAGAAAUUGACUCAUG